Messenger RNA from Mercenaria mercenaria, 8185 nucleotides. RefSeq lists its product as uncharacterized. The record is from RefSeq and is a predicted model, not a curated record. The transcript is spliced from 19 exons. The coding region runs from base 92 to 4114 and encodes 1340 amino acids. Gene Ontology annotation, cellular component: precatalytic spliceosome. NCBI's taxonomy places the organism in Eukaryota, Metazoa, Mollusca, Bivalvia, Venerida, Veneridae. Gene Ontology annotation, molecular function: double-stranded RNA binding; zinc ion binding; single-stranded RNA binding.
CUCUAAGCGGAAAGAGGACGUUAUUGACGGAAUUUAUCUAUAAAACAGACGUACCAAAUUAAUGUUUUUAACAAUAUUAUAACUCGUUAAAAUGAGCCUGUACGCAGGCCAGUUUGGCCUUAAUCGGCCUUUUAACAGAAAUACUUAUUAUGGUGCAAAAACUGAUAAUUACCAAGCUCAUAAUGAGUACAUCAGCGCAUAUGAGGCCGCAUAUGGGCAAGGUUCCGCUUCAACGGGAGAAAACUCUUACAACUACUGUUCUGGAGAAGUCGACCAGACUUUCCAAGAAACCGCUGGAUAUGGAAAUGAGUUCCACGAUACACAGUAUGAAUAUCAGGCUAAUGCUGAAUUUACUGAAGAUUACAGUGCAGAGUAUUAUACAGAUAAUAAUGCUGACUAUACAGCAGAUUACAGUGCCGAGUAUAGCACAGAUUACAAUGCUGAGUAUACUGAAGAAGGGUAUGGAAAUACUACCAACUAUGAUUAUGGAUAUGAACAACAAAGUGCAGAGGGAUAUGGCUAUGAGCAAGAUUCUUAUGCAGGGCAGACUGCACCAGUCACAGAUUACCACAAUUAUACAAGUGGAGGCUCAAGCAGAGGGGCGCCCUCGAGUGCUGCACAGUUUGGAAACAGGAGGGGAAAUUACCAAGCACAGAAUCGCUUUGGAAUAACAGGUCCAGCAGCAAACUUUUCUGGUCGUGGAAGAGGAAGAGGAAGAGGACAAUUUAACCAGAAUGCUGGUAGAAAGCCACCUCGCCAGCAAUGGCAACCACAAGGCUAUGGCCAAUUUGGGAAAGUAAGAGACUCAGAAAAGGGACAGUUUGAUACCAGUAGAGACAAUGAAGGAAGAGGGCAAUUUAACUUACCAUCAAAAAACACUGGAAGUACAAAUAUUGUGACACAGUCUGCAGUAAAGAAAACCAAUGAAGGGGGAAAAGAAGGACAGUUUGGCCUGCCAAAGGAGACCACUGAACCUCCAAGUAGUACAGAAACAUCUGCACCAACCUCAGAUAGAUCCCAGCAGUCUGCACAGAAACAGGAGUCAAAUGAAGAGAAAAAAGAACAGUCUGAGGUGAAAGACGAAUCAAAAGAGGUUCCAACAGAAAAGCCAAAUGAUGAGGAAGAGAAUGAUGAUGAAGACAGUGAUUCUUCUGAUGAAGAUACAGGGUUCUGUAAAUAUUGCAAGUUGAAUUUCAGCACUCCAAAGGCUUACCAUACCCACACACGUGGAUUACAGCAUACAACAUUAGUUAUGGAAGCUAAAGCAAAAAAAGGGGAUGUCCGAUUCCAGAAAGAAGAGGUUGAUGCAUCAGUGCUUGAGGUACACAUUCCGGAACCAAAAGCACCAUCACCGGAGAAAGAAGACGAAGACGAGGUAGAAACAAACUGGAUGAAUCUUGACGAUGAUGUGAUGAAAUACAUCAAACAGAAUAGACCCGAAAAUAGAGAUCUGAACCCAAAUGAUGUCGGCAAAAAUCCUUUACCAGAUGAUUUCACCUGCCCAUUGUGUAACAUAAAGUGUACUGGAGCUGGAGCUUUCAAGAUGCAUAUUGAUGGGAAACAACAUAAGAAUAACAUCGAGGCAGCAAAGCAGGGUGCCAAGAUUAAGAAAAAGAAAAUUGCUUCAAGUGGUGUUAUGGUGGAAACUAAAGACAGACCGUCCAAAUUUUCUGAAAUGGCCAAAGACAGCCAAGUAGCUUUGCUAGGCCUGGAGUUUGUGACGGAGUUCCAGAAGACAGAUUUCAAGUUACCUCCGAGAUACGUGUGUAACCUGUGUGAGUCCAAGUGUGAUGGCUCUACCAUUAUACCACAUGUGAUUGGGCUUAAGCACAGACUGAAAUACAUGCAAAUCAAGAGGCCUCUGAUGUACGACCAUUUGACAAAGUUUAAUUCAAAGAGGAAGAAGUCCGAGAUGAAUGCAAAUCUUGAAGAUUUUGCUAACGAGAUUGAAGCUGAAGUGGGCCGUGGUGAUGUAAAGAUUAAAGUGGAACUAGAAAAUUUUGAGGAUGAGGAUGAACUAAAGGAAACAAUGAUGAGACAUUCAAAAGCACUUGCUGUGAAAGUGAAAGAGAUGGAAGAAGGAAAGAUAGAUUCAUUUAAUGAUGAAACAACAUCAAGAUCAAAGUCAAAGGAACCACCGUCAAAGAAGCCAAGAAUGGCUGUAGAGCUUGCUACAGAAUGGAGGUCGAGACCACGUCACGAAGACCACUUCUCAGAUAGAUGGGGUCCCAAUGACCGCGCCAGGCCAGAUGACCUGAAACGACCUUCUCAUGAUAAGUAUGACCGCCCUGGGCCAGAUGACUUGAGACGACCACCACAUGAAAAAUAUGACCGCCUGGGGUCAGAUAACUUAAGACGACCUCCAUAUGAUGAACCAAGGAGGCCACCAUAUGAUGACCCAAGAGAUCCCUACUAUAGAAGGAGGUAUCCUGAGGACUUUAAGGCCUCUUACAGGGACAGAUUUGACCCCUAUAGGAGAGAUGACCCUAUGUAUGAAAGGCGAAUGUUUGAUGAAAGACGACGUUUGGAUGGUUUAAUGGGAGAAAGAUAUCGUCUUGAUGAUCCCUUUGCUGAGAGAAGACGUGUAGAUGACAUCGUAGAGCGUAGACGAUACCUGGACGAACUUGAGAGGUCACGUGUCGCAGACAUAUUGGAGAGACGGAAACGGUUACAGGAAGAAGAUGUUGAUUAUCUCCGUCUUCAGAGAUUUAUGGGCAGAGAGAGUACAGUUGCCAGCAGCAGUCCUAGUCUUAGUGUGGAGGAGAAGACGAGGUUAGACAGUCAGCUAGCACGUAGAGAGGCUCUUGCAGCUAGCACAGCACAAUCUAAACAGGAGACGGACGUCCGAGCACAUAGGGAGGAACUCCCUGCACGAUCUAAUCCUAAUCAGGAGACGGAUGUCAAAGCUAUACAAAACAAGUUAGCAGCUCAUAAAAGCACUGAUCCCAAUAUGGCAGCUCAACAGGAGAAGGCUGCAAAAGCUUUGCAGGAGGAAGCUGCCAAAAAUCCUAAUGUGAAUAUUGGAGAAAUAAUGGCCAAUCUGUCCACCUCAAUGAUAGCAACAGAGGAUGAUGCUGCUAUGGCUCUACAGAUUUCCAAUGCCCUCACACAGGCACUUCUCAAAUACAGGAUUCAAAAUGCUCCUCGAGAGCUUGCCUCUAUAACCAAGUCGAUAGAACCAAUGUUUGAACAGAAACCAGUUGAGCCGAGUAUCCCAGGCCUGGGGGCUUCCUGUACUACAUCCAGCAGUGUUCCUUCUUUCUUGCGUACUUCUCAACACAGUGUUCAGAGCUCAAUACUUCCUACAGCCGACAGUAACAGCUCUUAUCUACAAACCUCUGUGCAGGGAACUCUGGGUUUGAGCAUUCCUCAGUCCAGUGGUAACCCUUCCUAUCUAUAUACCCAACAGCAGAGUGUCCCAAGCUAUGUAGGUCAGCAGUAUAGUUACACUGGGAGUACACAAGCAACAGGAAGUACAUUAUACCCAUCAUUUUCACAAAAACAACCCACAGCUGCACCAGCUGUGGCACAGGUUUCAAGAGACUUUGGUGGGGUAACUUCUGGGAUAACUAAUCAUACAGGCACCGCUGUGGUGCCCGGGACACUUCCUAGUGGGGCAGCGGCUCCUCCCCAUGUACUAACUGCAGGUCAGGGUCAGAAGAAACCUGCUAUUGAUACUUCAAAUGUAGAUCAGCCUCAAAAACUGUUGCUAGAAUCUAUCAGAAAACAAACAGAACUUUUGAAACAGAAAAUUCAAGCUUCAGUUGGGAUUGAUUCUCGGACAGUUGAUACAUCUGUAACUGCACAAAGUCAGCCUAAACAUGUGCCUAGUUCCACACAUGCUGCUUCAUCAGCCAGUUUAUAUACAAGUUAUGCUAGUUCAACAACCAGUCAGGUUCAUUCUGCAGCUGGAUAUGUGACUUCACAGGCCAAUAAAACUGCAGCUAGUCAGCACAACUCUCAGUAUCAUCAGUAUAAUUAUCACACAGCUCCACUGAAUGCAGCUGCACAAGGUUUUGUUCCAGUGCAGCCCCCUUUACCGAGUCAACCUCCUCCAGCACCUCCUUUACCAACCAAUGAUCUGCCACCGAUAAGACGGAAAAAGCGAAAUUAGAUUAUUUUCUCUGUUGACUGCUGUUCCUUACUGAAAAUCUUCAGACUUAUUUGUAGCAAACUUAAACGUUAGAGAGUUGAUGAGGGUUGGGUUAGAAGUUGUAGCCAUAAAUUGCCAACUUUGUAUGGAGAGAACUAGUCUAUAUGGGUUGUGAUAAUAAACUUCUGGGUAACUUAAAAUGAUGGAAAUUCCAGAAAGUGUUUAAUUAAAGGGAAGGGUUGGAAAUUCUUACUCAAGUAGGAGUUAGAAUUAUGUAGAAGAACUAACACUUCCAGCUGUAUUUGUAAAUUUACACUGUGGGUCCCUACAAGCACUGCUUACUUGUAAGGUAUGAUAUGUCCGAGGAAAUAAACACUGAAAGUGAAAAAGUCAAAAUUUCUUAUCAUUUGUAGUGAUCUUUUUCGGUGUAAAAUAUACCAGUGUUUUAGAAAACUUUAGUUUGUUGGGUUACAAUGAACUUAAAUGUCAUAGCAACAUUUUGUUGCUUACAUUCAUGUAAAAUCAGUCUUUUACCAAAUUUUAUUCAUUUUAUAGCAAAUAGAAAUAUUCCCUUUCAUUAAAGGUCUUUUAGUUAAUAUAUAUAAUGAAGUAUAUUUGACAUGUACUUCUGAAAUGUUUAAAAUUACCAAGAGUGUAAGAAACAUGUUAGGAUUUAGAUAACAUGUUUGUUAACAGAAUUUUGUCAUGCAGAAUGGUUGUGUUCUAUAUUGUGUUAUGUCAAAUAUUGUUAUAGAUAUUAUUAUAAUUGAAAUAGAAAUGUGAAAAUAGGAUACUUGUAAUUGUAAAUAAGAAGGACUACAUGGUCCAGGGUUAUGAAACUUGAGGUUGAAGACCAGUCUCGGAAUACAGACUUGCCAUUGGUCACUUGUAAACUUCUGCUCAGAAACAACCAAUCAGAGAUUGGAGAUUUCAGAAUGGUAUCCAAUUUCAGUUUUAUAACCUUCUGACCCAGGUUCUUAUAUAUUGUUAUUACCUAAUAGUCUAUGGAAAUUCAUCACACUGUCUCAAUAAUUUUGUCAAUACUACAUGAGAGGUAAUAUAGAUUUAAAGGCCCUGACCUCCAGUACAACAACAAAAAAAAAUAUUUUUAGAUAUCAGGAAAAUGUUGCUAUAUUUCUUAAGAAGGCUUUGAGACUAAGUUACUGACAGAUUUUGUUAUGGAAACUCACGAGAGUUACUUAUUUUUCCAAUUUUUCCUUUCAAAAUUGAAAAUCAUUUGUAACAGGGUACCAGAGGUUAACUGCCUUAGUUAUAAAGCUUUACGUUUAAUGAUCGUUAGGUAUGUAUUCACCUGUGGUUUACUGGUCAACAACACAGGAUAUUUUUUAUUGCCACAACAGCCCGGGGAUUCGAUUCCCAACGUGAGCAUGAUUUAUACUUGAAUACACAUUUUUAAUAUAUUUUAGAAACAGAAACUCGUGUUCUUAUGUUUAUAAUAUGAUGAAACAUCAAUUUUAAAGAAAGGUCAUUUUUUGCCAAACUCGGGAGUCCAGUCCCAUUUCAGAAUAUUGUUAUAUAUGAAGGGGUGCACAAAACGUCUCUCAGCAUCUCUUAUUAAGUGUUUUAUCAACAGCAGUGACUUUAAAUGUUUCAAAGCACAGUUUGGUUACACAAGCUAGUUCCUUUAAGAAAUCUCAGUAUAUGCAUUUGUUCAUUUUUUUUUUUUUCUGAAGUUCUACAGGUAAUAAAACAGUUAUUUCAAUGAUGUUUUUGGAAUAGUCAGUACUAUUGUCAAAUGAUGUGAAGGUCAACAUUUAGAACUGUUACCUUGAGAAAAGUUUGUUAGGACUGUCUACAAGCAUUAAAGAAAUACUGUUUUACUGGGUACAAAUCUUUAUGCCCAAUUGAUAAUGUACCCCCUUCAAAGAAGUGUACAUGAAUACUGUUUUGCUCCUAAUGGUAGAUAUUUGGCUUUCUACAAAGCUUUAGCCAAUGGUUAAACUUCAUAGCAUGAUUGCAUGUUUGUCAGUUCAUGCCCCUUGUUGUUUUUAGCUCACCUGUCACGUAGUGACAAGGUGAGCUUUUGUGAUCACCCUUCGUCCGUGCGUCAACAAUUUCUUGUCUGCACGAUAGUGGUUUCAUUUAUGAUUUUAUUUUAACCAAACUUGCACACAACUUGUGUCACCAUAAGAUCUCGGUUCCUUUCUUGAACUGGCCAGAUUCCAAUAUGGGUUCCAGAGUUAUGGCCCCUGAAAGGGCCAGAAUUAGCUAUUUUGACCUUGUCUGCACAAUAGCAGCUUCAUUUAUGAUUUUAUUUUAACCAAACUUGCACACAACUGGUAUCACCAUAGGAUCUUGGUUCCUUUCUUCAACUGGUGAAAUUCCAUUAUGGGUUCCAGAGUUAUGGCCCCUGAAAGGGCCAGAAUUAGCUAUUUUGACCUUGUCUGCACAAUAGCAGCUUCAUUUAUGAUUUGAAUUUAAUCAAACUUGCACAAAACUUGUGUCACAAUAAGAUCUUGGUUCCUUUUCUAAACUGGCCAGAUCCCUUAAUGGGUUCCAGAGUUAUGGCCCCUGAAAGGGCCAAAAUUAGCUAUUUUGACCUUGUCUGCACAAUAGCAGCUUCAUUUAUGAUUUGAUUUUAACCAAACUUGCACACAACUUGUAUUACCACAAGAUCUUGGUUCCUUUUUUGAACUGGCCAGAUUCCAUCAUGGGUUCCAGAGUUAUGGCCCCUUAAAGGUCCAAAAUUGGCUAUUUUGGCUUUUGCAGCCAUAUAGAUACUUCAUUUAUGGUUUUAUUUGAUACAAACUUCCAAAAUAUCUUCAACAACAAUAAAUCUUGGAUUCCAUGACAAAUCAGAUCCAAUCUUAGGUUCCAGAGUUAUUUUAUAUCUGAUUACCUCCCCUGAUUGUAAUCAAAAUGGAUUUAUAUCAGUAAGUACUUAUAGGACUUACUUGAAAUAUCAUUAUUGUCAUUAGUUGGACUGAGCCAAUCAGGGUAGAUAACUAUGGACUGAUUUUAUGUCAAUCUACCUCCCUUUAAUUCAAAUUAAAAUGGGUAUAUCUCCAUAACUAAUGAAGAUACUGAUCUGAAAUUUCAUUUAUGUCAACAGAUUUAUUUGGCAGAUCCUUCUUUUGUUCACUUACAAUAAAUUUUUUCUUAAUUACUUCCCUUUUACGUUACUAUAAAUAGCUUAUUUUUAGUAACUUUUUUAUUAUUGGCCAUAGGGAAAAACCGAGACCACUUUUCUGUGGUACAACAUGGAUGGUACAUCCAAUUUUUAGGUGUAUUUUGACAUACCUGUACCUUGUAAGAAUUUUUUUUUCUUUUUGGUUAAAUUUCUUCCCUUUGUUGUUCCUGUCCUUUGGACUUAGAUAUUUUUUCUGAGGACCUUCUUGUCCUCAAGUGUAAUGAUAGCAGGUGAGCGAUAUAGGGCCAUCAUGGCCCUCUUGUUAGUGUAAGUAGGCCAAAGGUCAAGGUGACAGUGGCCUUGCAACUGAAAACAGUUUUUGAUGAACAACUGGAGAAUGACUAGGCAUAUUCUGAUCACUCUUCAAAAUAUGAUUGCUGUGGUCAUUGUUUUGCACUCAGCAGGUCAAAGGUCACUGAUCUUCGGACAAAAACUGGUACAUCAGUCUGGAUACUUCUUCAGCUUACCACCAUCAAACUAUUGUCAGUAAAUGGCCCAUAUUGUAUGAAGGGUCACUAAGAUAGGAUCUCUAGCUGAAGAAUUCUUGAGCCAAAGACUGUCAACCUUAAUAGAACAUUCUAUCAAAAUCUCAUCCAGUUACAUUCAAUAGGCCAUUUUGAUAAGCAUAUACAUUCUACAAACAGAUCUAUUGCUUGUCACCAUAUUUCAAAAAACUUCAUUUUUUUGUGCAUAAUUAUUAUGAAGAAAUGUAUGUUGUGCACCAGUAGCUGAAAAAAGUCAGUUCUAAAAGCAUCACAAGUGAUUGUUAAGAUUAAAGUUCCAAAUGUUUCUGGUUUACAAAAGUUUGUUUCUCAGUAAGAAUUUUCUUCGUGAUAGAGCUUUAAAUGUGUUUAGUAAAUACUCCCAUUUUUAUUUCAAAAUGUGGUGAUAAUUUCAUGUUUAUUUCUAUGUUUGGAAUGUGAAUAAAAAUGUUAAGACUA